AUGAUGAAUUGCAUUUCAUUGUUUUUUCCAGCUCUUCGUAUUUUCCGUCACAUUGGAGAUGUAUCGAUGGGUUUGGCUUUGGAAUCGAUUGUUCCGAUUGAAGAGAAGACAUUACUAGCUGCUCAUGUGGCGAUGUUGCUUGGUAGAUAUGACCAAGCAGAACAACUUUUUUUGAAGACCUCUUUCCCACUUGAGGCGUUGGCGGUUAGUGCAUUGAUGCGUCGCGACCUUCUGGAUUGGCCAAAAGCAUUAGCCCUUGCUGAACAAUUUUCACCUAAAGAGAUUCCGUUUAUCUCUCGAGAAUAUGCGCAGCAGUUGGAGUUCAUGGGUGACUAUCCAAGUGCUUUAGCUCACUACGAGAAUGGCAUUAUUGAAAAUCCUGAUGAGGAGACGGAGCAGAUUCUCGAACAUAAUGAGAUAUGUCAGUCAGGUUUAGCCAGAAUGAGUGUACGAACUGGAGAUGUUAGAAAAGGUAUUCGGUUAGCUCGCGAUUUGCAUGGCCGGGCCGUGAAGCGCGAUUGCGCGCUUAUUCUUGAGCAGUUGAAGCAGUACGGCGAAGCUGCAGAUCUCUAUGAACUUGGUCAAUUCUACGACCGAGCGGCAGCAGUGUGUCUAAAGGCGAAAGCAUGGGGAAAAGUUAGCGAGCUUCUACCAAAAGUGCGAUCACCCAAAAUACAUGCACAAUAUGGAAAAGUCAUGGAAGCUGAGAAACGGUACAAAGAAGCGGCCAUUGCGUACCGAAACGCUCGUGACUAUGACAAUCUCGUUCGCAUACUGUUAGAUCACUUAAACAUGGCUGAAGAGGCAGUCAAAGUUGUUCGUGAAAGCCGAAGUGUAGAAGGGGCAAAGUUAGUUGCCAAGUUUUUUUCCCGUUUGGGCGAUCAUGCGUCUGCGAUUCGUUUUUUGGUGCUUAGUAACUGCCAUCAAGAAGCAUUCCAACUCGCUGAAACUACAGAUCACAUGAUUGACUAUGCUGAUUCGGUGGAAAAUGACGGUGCUACACAGGAGCAGUUCGCUAACUUAGCAGGAUAUUUUUCGAGCUCUGGUGAUGCACACAAUGCUGGGCGAUUCUAUCUCAGAGCAGGACAUUAUCAUGCGGUGAAUUUGUCGAUAAAUUCUUUUAAACGCUGA
Angiostrongylus costaricensis is the source of this 1131-nucleotide messenger RNA. NCBI's taxonomy places the organism in Eukaryota, Metazoa, Nematoda, Chromadorea, Rhabditida, Metastrongylidae. The record is from the annotation of a GenBank genome assembly.